Molecule: messenger RNA, 633 nt
Organism: Lodderomyces pseudojiufengensis
Lineage: Eukaryota; Fungi; Ascomycota; Pichiomycetes; Serinales; Debaryomycetaceae
Exons: 1
Coding region: 1-633 (210 amino acids)
Biological process (GO): cristae formation
Cellular component (GO): mitochondrial crista junction; MICOS complex
Source: RefSeq, a predicted model, not a curated record
AUGUCACCAACUAGAUCAUUUUAUUCAGAAAAUUAUGAAGAGAUAACUCCAAAACCAGGUACAAUUAUCCCUAUAUCAAAAAAAUUAGCCCGUGAAGAAUCAUCACAUGGAGAAUAUGAAGAAAUAGAUGGAAUGAUAAUAAGAUCAACUCCAAAUUUAGAAAAAUUUAGUAAUUCCCUUCGUAAUUCAUUUAUAAAUAAAUUUCAAAUUGCUGAAUAUGAACUCAAGAAUUUAAAACAUGCUUUUAAUAAUGAAAUUAGAAAUGCUGAAUAUAAUUACAAUAAAAUUGUUGUUGAACGUUUAUUACCUAAUUUAAUUUAUAUUUUAACUUUUACACUUACGGGAUCAAUAUUAGUACGUAAUAGAAACAUAGGGUUAAGAUUUUUUACACCAAUUAUAUUUGGUGGAAUUGCAACUUCUUAUUAUAUGCCAAAAACUUUUCAAAAUUUAAAUUAUGAAGUAUCUAAUUUGGAAAAGCAAUAUAUACCUGAGUUACAUAAAUCUAGAAUUGAUUUAAAUAAAGAUUUACAAAAAUGGGAUUCUGAAUUUCAAAAACUGAGAGUUAAAUUUAAUGAUGAUGUUAUUCGUAAUGUUCAUUAUUGGAGGAAAGAAAUUGAAAAAAAAUUUGAAUAA